Messenger RNA from Fulvia fulva, 1842 nucleotides. RefSeq lists its product as uncharacterized. The transcript has 5 exons. The record is from RefSeq and is a predicted model, not a curated record. NCBI's taxonomy places the organism in Eukaryota, Fungi, Ascomycota, Dothideomycetes, Mycosphaerellales, Mycosphaerellaceae. Bases 1 to 1842 code for a protein of 613 amino acids.
AUGGCUACACAAGCGGCGAUCAGCCGCCAAACCUAUCCACCCAUCUCCAGCUACCAGACUCCGCAGUCUAAUAGUCCUGCCUCCAUCCACUCGCCCCAGACUGACGCCCAUGGAAGGCCGUUGUACGGCAUGGGCCUCCCACAGCAGAUGUAUGCCUACCCGAACUACAUGCAAGGCCAACAAGCCCACCCAUCUCCAUAUGGCCAGCAUGCCGCCAACGCGUCGCAACACGCGUCGAUGACCUCGCAGCCCGGUAUGCUCAUGUCACACCAGCAGCCACAACAGCAGAUGCAACCGCCUGGCCCAGGACAUCCACAGCAGCCUGGUAUGCUCGAUCACAAGCCUUCGCAAUCCUCACUGCAACGUCCACCUUCGGUACUCGGUGCCCCACAACAGUCUCCAGGACAGUCUUCAGGUCCAGCCCCCGGUCCUAUACCCGCGACGACACCCCUCGUGGUGCGACAGGACAACAAUGGCGUUCAAUGGAUCGCUUUCGAGUACUCUCGCGACCGCGUGAAGAUGGAGUACACGAUACGAUGCGACGUCGAAUCGGUGAACGUUGAUGAACUGAGCCAAGAGUUCAAGUCGGCCAACUGCGUUUACCCACGCGCAUGCUGCGGAAAGGAUCAAUACAAGGGUAAUCGGUUGCACUACGAAAGCGAGUGCAAUGCGGUCGGAUGGGCGCUCGCGCAAUUGAACCCCAACCUGCGCGAAAAGCGCGGACUGAUACAGAGGGCGGUUGACAGUUGGCGGAACAGUAAUCAAGACGUGAGGCUUCGAAGUCGCAGAGUUCGACGCAUGGCGAAGAUCCACAACAGAAACGCGGCAAAAGCGCCCCCAGGAGGCGCUCAAUUCCCAGGUCCACAUGGUCCUGGAAGCGCAGGGCUGCCACCACAUGGCAUGCCUCCCGGUUCAGCGAGGCCCCCCAACAUGGGCCCCGGCGGACCACAAUUGCAUCACCACCACACCGACGCUACCGACAACGGCGGUGGCAGCGAUGUCAGCGCCGGAGAUAGCUACAAUAGCCCAGCCGGGCAUCCUGCCCAGCCGACAAAUGGCCAAAACGAACUAACAUCACCAACCACGGGCCGCUACACGCAGAACUUCUAUCCCUCGUACCCUCAGCAGCCAGGUGUGGGUGGCUCGUCCAUGCCCUCCAUCGCCCACGGCAUGGAUCCCAUGCACACUCAAGCAUCCACACUUGCCAGGCCUGCUUCAACAUCUACCAAGAAGGAUGAAGAAGAACACAAGCGUAACCUGUUCGGCGACGUUCCGGAGUCGAAGCGGCGCAAGUUCAUCCUCGUCGACGACAAUCAACGAGGUACGCGGGUUCGUGUGCGAGUGAUGCUGGACCAAGUCAAAAUGGACGACAUGCCCGAUGCGCACCUUCGCAUCAACGCAGUCUAUCCUCGUUCGUACUUUCCUCGCCAGAUGCGAUCGCCGCCAGGGUCCCCGCAUGCACGUGGCAACUGGGACGAUGAAGACGAUGAAUUGGAGGAGGGCCACGUGGAAAGACCGGCAGGCGAGACCAUGGUACCGGUGUCACUCAUGGACGGUAGCGAAGCGAAGCUACCUGUUCCACGCAUGACCAAGUCGAGAAGGAACAAGGAGGUCGCUUUGAACGAGCUUGGUUACCGCAUGAGCUGGGGACAGGCAAGAACGUUCAACGGGCGUACGCUCUUCCUACAGCGCUCCCUCGAUGCGUAUAGGAACAAGAUGCGGAGCACCAUGAUCGCAGGUGGAAGCGAGACCGUCACCAUCGCUCCUCACUUCGAGACUCGUCCUGGAAAGCGUAAGUGGUUGGAGCGCAACAAGCGCUCUCGACGAGCGGACUCCAUGUAA